GCUGUGGGAGAAGGAAGAUGGCCCGAGCUUUGUGUCCACUUCGUGCCCUCUGGCUUAUGGGGUGGGUACAGGUGCUCUUGGGGCCCGGUGCUGCCCCUCCAGCCUCAGCCUUGAACUUGGACCCAGUGCGGGUCACCUUCUACACAGGACCCAAUGGCAGCCACUUUGGGUUUUCACUGGACUUCUACAAGGACAGCUAUAGGAGCGUGACCAUCGUGGUAGGCGCCCCGCGGACCCUGGGUCGCAGCCAAGAGGAGACAGGAGGCGUGUUCCUGUGCCCCUGGAAGGCCGAGGGUGGCCAGUGUUCCCCUCUGUCCUUCGACCUUAAUGAUGAGACCCGAAAAGUAGGCUCCCAAACUUUCCUAACCUUCAAGGCCCGGCAAGGAUUGGGGGCGUCGGUCGUCAGCUGGAACGACAGCAUUGUGGCCUGCGCCCCCUGGCAGCACUGGAACGCCCUAGAAGAGACGGAGGAGGCAGAGAAGACACCCGUAGGUAGCUGCUUCUUGGCUCAGCUCCAGACUGCCCGCCGAGCGGAGUUCUCGCCUUGUCGGGACAACACCAUGAGCCGGGUUUACGUGACAACCUCAAACUGGGAAGACAAGCGCUACUGUGAAGUGGGCUUCAGCUCCGCAGUCACCGAGGCUGGAGAGCUGGUGCUUGGGGCCCCUGGCGGCUAUUUUUUCUUAGGUCUCCUGGCGCGGGCUCCAAUAGCACACAUCUUCUCGAGUUACCGCCCGGGCACCCUCUUGUGGCAUGUGAACACCCAGCGCCUCACCUUCGACUCCGGCGAUCCAGUGUACUACGACGGCUACCGGGGAUAUUCGGUGGCCGUUGGCGAGUUCGACGGGAAGCUCGGCACUACAGAGUAUGUCUUCGGUGCCCCCACCUGGAGUUGGACCCUGGGAGCCGUGGAAAUUUUGAACUCGAACUUCAGGCCGCUGCACCAGCUGCAGGGAGAGCAGGUGGCUUCGUAUUUCGGGCACUCGGUGGCCGUCACUGACGUCAACGGGGACGGGAGGCACGAUCUGCUGGUGGGGGCGCCGCUGUACAUGGACAGACGCUCUGACCUCAAGCUGGCCGAGGUGGGGCGUGUGUACUUGUUCCUGCAGCCUCGGGGCUCCCAAGCGCUGGGCGCCCCCAGCCUCCUGCUGACUGGCACGCAGGUCUAUGGGCGAUUUGGCUCAGCCAUCGCGCCUCUGGGCGACCUCAACCGGGACGGCUACAAUGAUGUUGCAGUGGCUGCCCCCUACGGAGGUCCCAGCGGUCGGGGCCAAGUGCAGGUGUUCCUGGGUCAGAGUGAGGGGCUUAACUCACGCCCCUCCCAGGUCCUGGACAGCCCCUUCCCCGCAGGCUCUGCCUUCGGCUUCUCCCUGCGAGGUGCCACAGACAUCGAUGACAAUGGAUAUCCAGACCUAUUGGUGGGAGCAUAUGGGGCUGACAAGGUGGCUGUGUACAGAGCUCAGCCAGUGGUCAUGGCCACUGUCCAGCUGUCGGUACAAGAUUCGCUGAAUCCUGCUGUGAAGAAAUGUGUUCUGCCCCAGACCAAGACACCAGUGAGCUGCUUUAACAUCCAGAUGUGUGUAGAAGCCAGUGGGCACAAUAUUCCUCAGAAGCUAAGCCUAAAUGCCGAGCUGCAGCUGGACCGGCAGAAGCCCCGCCAGAGCCGGCGGGUGCUACUGCUGAACUCUCAACAGGCGGGCACCACCCUGCGCCUGGACCUGGGCGGGAGGCACAGCCGCAUCUGCCACAACACCACAGCCUUCCUCCGCGAUGAGGCCGACUUCCGGGACAAGCUGAGCCCCAUCGUGCUUAGCGUCAAUGUGUCCCUGCCACCUGAGAAGGACGGACUAGCCCCUGCUCUUGUGCUGCACGGAGACACCCACGUGCAGGAGCAGACCCGCAUCAUCCUGGACUGUGGGGAAGAUGACCUGUGUGUGCCCCAGCUUCAGCUCACGGCCAGCACGGCAGGGUCUCCCCUUCUAAUCGGAGCCGAUAACGUGCUGGAGCUAAACGUGGACGCAGCUAACGAGGGGGAGGGGGCCUAUGAGGCUGAGCUGGCUGUGCACCUGCCACCAGGUGCCCAUUUCAUGAGGGCCGUCAGCGGUGUGGAGGGCUUCGAGAGGCUCAUCUGUAACCAGAAGAAGGAGAAUGAGACCAAGGUUGUGCUGUGUGAGCUGGGCAACCCCAUGAAGAACGUCCGGGUAGGAAUCACCAUGCUGGUCAGUGUGGAGAACCUGGAAGGGGCUGGGGAGCAAGUGCUCUUCCGGCUGCAGAUCAGGAGCAAGAACAGCCAGAAUCCAAACAGUGAGGCUGUGCAGCUGGAGGUGCCAGUCCGAGCGGAGGCCCAGGUGGAGCUUCGAGGGAGCUCCUUUCCAGCCUCCUUGGUGAUGGCGGCAGAAGAAGACAACAGGGAGGACAGCUCAGACAACUGGGGCCCCAAAGUGGAACACACCUAUGAGCUCUACAACAAUGGCCCCGGUACUGUAAGUGGCCUCCACCUCACCCUCCACCUCCCCGGCCAGUCCCAGCCCUCCGACCUGCUCUACAUCCUGGAUAUACAGCUUCAGGGGGGUCUUCAGUGCUCCCCACAGCCCUCUCCCAACCCCCUCAAGCUGGACCAGGGACUGCCCACCCCCGCUCCCUCCCCCAUCUACCCCGGCCACCACAAGCGUGAGCGCAGGCAGGCUCCCCAGCUGGGGCCCAAGCAGCCAGGGAAGCUUCAGGAUCCAGUUCUCGUGAGCUGCGACUCGGCGCCCUGUACUGUGGUGCAAUGCGAGCUGCAGGAGAUGGCGCGCGGGCAGCGGGCCAUGGUCACGGUGCAGGCCUUCCUGUGGCUGCCCAGCCUCCGCCAGAGGCCACUGGAUCAAUUUGUACUGCAGUCGGACGCCUGGUUCAAUGUCACUUCCCUUCCAUACUCUGUGCCUGCCCUCAGCCUGCCCAGCGGGGAAGCUCUGGUGCAGACGCAGCUGCUUCGGGCCUUGGAGGAGAGGGACAUUCCCACCUGGUGGGUGCUGGUAGGCGUGCUGGGUGGCCUGCUGUUGCUCACAUUCCUGAUCCUGGCCAUGUGGAAGGUCGGCUUCUUCAAGCGGAAUCGGCCACCCCUGGAAGAGGAUGAGGAAGAGGAGUGAUGGCACAGCCAUGACCUGUCCUAACAGGAAGGCUGGGUGUGAUGCCUGUGUGGCCCUUCUCCAUGUGUCCCUCGCUCUGGUUACCCAUGCGCAGGAGCUGUUCCAUGGAGGCCUCCUGACGUUCGCCCCUGUGUCCCACCAGAGCUGGGCCACCCGCUUUCCUGCUGUCUAAUAAAGAGACAGCCCCAGCCCCCAAUGUGCUGCUUCCUCCCCGCCACCCCGUCCCACCAGACGUCUCCCCCCUCCCACCAGAGCUGGGCCACCCGCUUUCCUGCUGUCUAAUAAAGAGACAGCCCCAGCCCCCAGUGUGCUGCUUCCUCUCAGGGUCAGAAGAGGAGAGGGGACCAAGGUGAUAUUUGGAGAGGGGAUCUGGG
Messenger RNA from Pteronotus mesoamericanus, 3502 nucleotides. It is a transcript of the gene ITGA2B, whose product is annotated as integrin subunit alpha 2b. Gene Ontology annotation, molecular function: integrin binding. Gene Ontology annotation, cellular component: integrin complex; external side of plasma membrane. Bases 18 to 3128 code for a protein of 1036 amino acids. The transcript has 30 exons. Gene Ontology annotation, biological process: cell-cell adhesion; integrin-mediated signaling pathway; angiogenesis. NCBI's taxonomy places the organism in Eukaryota, Metazoa, Chordata, Mammalia, Chiroptera, Mormoopidae. The record is from RefSeq and is a predicted model, not a curated record.